Molecule: messenger RNA, 1541 nt
Organism: Caenorhabditis angaria
Lineage: Eukaryota; Metazoa; Nematoda; Chromadorea; Rhabditida; Rhabditidae
Source: the annotation of a GenBank genome assembly
AUGUUCAAGUUUCUCGUCCUCUCUUCUCUUGCUCUUAUCAAUGUGAAUAUUAUUUUGGCUUGUGAUUCUUCGGAAUCUGAAGGACGUGAGUUAGGCUAAGUCUAGGCCUAGGCCUAAGCCCAACAAGCCUAGGCUCCUAGAUAACCCUGUUUUCCAGCAUGCGACGGGUCUACCUUAACAUGUUCUACACAGGUUUGCGACACUGCUGCAGGACAAUGUUGCCCGGUGACAAGUACCAGUAAGACUUCCCCAAAUCGAGUUCCUCUAACUCCCCCUCUUCCAGGCACCUCCACAGUCACCUCAACAACAACUGCAACAUGUGUAGAUCUAACCAACCCUCGAACAGGAGUCUCCGAUUGUCCAAGUCUCUCGUAUCUCUGCAAUGAUUCGACCUAUUAUACAGUGAUGACUACACAAUGCCCAAAAACUUGUGGAAGAUGUUCAUCGAGUUCGAGUUCGACAAGUUGUUCGGAUCUUUUGAAUCCAGCAACUGGUGUUUCGGAUUGUCCAAGCAGAGCGUAUCUUUGCACAAAUUCGGUAUAUUAUGAUGUGAUGACUGUGCAAUGUCCAAGCACUUGUGGAAGAUGUAAUAGUACUAGUGAGUUUUGAGAGAAUUGCAAUCUAGGUAUUGCUCAUGUUAAGCUAGAUACCUGAACGUUCAGGUGGUGGGAGAAAGUUGAAAAAUUGGUGCAUUUUUGGUCAAAAAACUUUUUAGUCAAAUUUUGGCCAAUUUUCGACCAACUUUUGAUCAAAUCACUGUUUUGGCCAUUUUUGGUCAAAAAAUGGUCAAAAAUUGGCCAAAAAACGAAUUGGUGCAUUUUUGGCCAAAAAACUUUUUAGUCAAAUUUUGGCCAAUUUUCGACCAACUUUUGAUCAAAUCACUGUUUUGGCCAGAUUUUGACCAAAAAACGAAUUGGUGCAUUUUUGGCCAAAAAACUUUUUAGUCAAAUUUUGGCCAAUUUUCGACCAACUUUUGAUCAAAUCACUGUUUUGGCCAUUUUUGGUCAAAAAAUGGUCAAAAAUUGGCCAAAAAACGAAUUGGUGCAUUUUUGGCCAAAAACUUUUUAGUCAAAUUUUGGCCAAUUUUCGACCAACUUUUGAUCAAAUCACUGUUUUGGCCAGAUUUUGGUCAAAAAAUGGUCAAGCUCCCACCACCAGUGGAACAAAGAAGAAUACAACCAAAUCUAGGUAUUGCUCAUGUUAAACUAUAAUAUAUCCCUCUAGGUUCCUCCACAUCUUGUGUCGAUCUUCUCAACCCAUCAACCGGUGUUUCUGAUUGUCCAAGCCGAGCCUAUCUCUGCACAAACUCUGUCUACUAUGACGUCAUGACUGUUCAAUGUCCUCGAACUUGUGGCAGAUGUUCAACAUCAUCCACUUCCACCUCAUCCACAUCCACAACAUCAGCCGGAACAUGCGCUGAUCUCACCAAUGCCGCCACUGGUGUUUCCGAUUGUGCCGCCCGUGUCGCCUAUUGUACAAAUGCGAUCUAUUUGCCAUUGAUGAGAGUUCAAUGCCCAAAGACUUGUGGAUUUUGUACUUAA